Messenger RNA from Hydractinia symbiolongicarpus, 1629 nucleotides. RefSeq names its product DDB1- and CUL4-associated factor 5-like. Lineage: Eukaryota; Metazoa; Cnidaria; Hydrozoa; Anthoathecata; Hydractiniidae. The transcript is spliced from 9 exons. Gene Ontology annotation, molecular function: protein binding. The record is from RefSeq and is a predicted model, not a curated record. The coding region runs from base 44 to 1360 and encodes 438 amino acids. Gene Ontology annotation, biological process: negative regulation of fatty acid biosynthetic process. Gene Ontology annotation, cellular component: Cul4-RING E3 ubiquitin ligase complex; cytoplasm.
UGUCAGGAUAUAUGUAAUAUUUUUUUUUUCAGAAAAACUAAUAAUGAAAAAGCAUGAUAUGAAUAUGUUCUUUCUUCCAAAACAGUUGAAUACAAAAUGUUUCAGUAAUCGACUGGAUGUAUGUAAAAAUCUUUACAAAAGAGACUUAGUUGGUCAUUAUGGAUGUGUCAAUGCUGUAAACUUUUCUAACGAUGGAGAUUUACUAGUUUCGGGUGGUGAUGACCAGAGAGUGCUUUUAUGGAAUUGUAAUGAAAUAACAUAUAUGGGGGAACCUAAACCUAUCAUAAUGAAGGAAAGGCAUAUGUCAAACAUAUAUUGCACAGCGUUUGAUUGCAAUAAGCUUAAUAUUUUAUCUGCUGGAAAUGAUGAAAAAGUGUUACGACAUGAUAUUGAAAGUCGAGAAUGCACAGAUGUGUUUCCUUUUGUUGAACCAGUAUAUGCUGUUGAUCCAUCACCAGAAAGUUCAGCCAUAUUUCUCGCUGCAGGAGAAGAUGGCACAUUAAAGCUUUGUGAUGCCAGAGCAAAAAAAUCUUAUACUACAUUAGCAUUCUCUGGUGGCAGUUUUCAUGGUGUAACUUUUAAUCCUACUGAUUCAAGAUUAAUUGUUUCAGCCAAUUCUCUUUCUGGAAUAGCUCUACAAGAUGUUCGUUUUCCUAAAAGAGUCUUGUUGAAAUAUCAUUCAAAGUUCAAAAAUGCUAUGUCUGUUAAAUUUGAUUUUACUGGGACCAGGAUUUUGGGUCUUAUGCGAAGAAGUGGGCCGAUCCUGUAUAAAAUUGAUGAUAUAUCACCUAUAAUGCAAUUCAGUGAUUCUGGAUAUCAAAAUGUUUGUACUAUGAAGACAGCUUGUUUCGCUGGUCGUAAGGAAGAGUAUGUAAUAGCUGGUUCUGACAACUUUGAUGUAUUCAUUUGGAAGAUUUCCUCUAAAGAAAAUAAAGUUCAUUUAACAUUGCAUGGUCAUCGUUCAGUGGUGAACCAGGUGAGGUACAACCAGUACAAUAAUUUGAUUGUAUCAGCUGGUGUGGAAAAAGUAAUAAAGAUUUGGAGUCCAUUUAAAAAUAACUGUUGGCGGGGUGACACCACUGGUGACGAACGUUUUGUUAAAAGACGAAUGUAUACUAACCAGGAAUAUUUAAGGUUUUUAUCAGAAAGUGGUGAAAUGACUCAUAAUUAUGAUGCACAAAAAACAGAUGAAGAUCCCAAAAUGUUAGCUUUGUUUGACUCGUUGAUAAAACGAAUUAGCGAAGAUUCUUUUUCAGAUAGUGAUAACGACGAACUUCCAAGUAGCGAUGUAAAUUCAGCUAAUAACAGUGAAUCUUCAAUACUUAGCUUAAGACGGAUUUUUGGCAGUAGUUCUGAAUAGAUGUUAAAAGGUUAAUUCAGUUGGCAUGGUUUUGCUCACUUUUUUGCUUAAAUGUUCCAAGGGAAAUAUGGUUAGUAGGGAAAAAAUAAAUAAAGAAUUUUUGUGAGUGAAAGCAUGAAACCAUAAAGGGUUAACAAUAAAGGUUUCCAGUGCGUAAGAUCGUGGGUUCGACACCCGGCUGAUUAUUCUAAAUUUGUAAAUCGAUCCUUGUAAAUCAAGAUGUUAUAUUAUUACUGUUUUUGAAAGUAGAGAGUAAAAGUUGCGGUGAA